UAUCUGCUGCGGUUGGUUAGGUUAGCCCAGUUUGAGUUUUAGGGAAUAUAUUUUAUAUUUUGCCCGUUUUAGGGCGAUUUACACGUCUUAAAUGCAACAUACACGCUUUUAUGUUUAUACGAGAGUCCCUUUCUUUCUUUGUGAAGCUGUGUUUUAAAUCAUUCCACACGUUUUGAGUGGCGAAUCGGCGGCGUCGUUGCUGUUACAGCCGUAACCAGGUUAUAGAUAAACAGGACUUCAGCAUGGACGGUGUUGAGGCUGUAGGCAGCCGGACGCCGCUGGGCACCCUCACUCCAUCCCAGCAGAACAGCGAUGGCAGGGAAACGGAUUUCUCAAAGCUCACCCCGUCUCACUUUGGAAUAUCAACAGACAGCUUUUUAACCUUCUCUAAGGAAAAAGAUAAAUCCAGAGUAGCACAACUAAAAGCAAGACGGCGAUCCACUAUUGGACUGAGGGGGUCACCUGAAACCAAUUCCCUCAUCUGCUUCAGAGCCAAGGCGGCCAUGAAAACACCGCCUCGGACGCCACAGAACAUUCUGGCGAGCCCGCUGUUUACAGGCUGUGACUCCAUAAAGCAGAAGAUGGCCGCUUUCCAACGGCUGAUGGGAGAAGAUGAGGAGAAUUCGGAACAAUCUGCUCCCCUGAUGAUGAAAGAGGAGCAGGGAGAGGGAGGAAUGGGGGGCAGUUUGUCAAAAGACGUCCAGACUGGUAAUGAAGUCUGUUCAGAAGAGAGGCAGGACCGUAUAACCCCAAGCAAACGCCGCCCUACUGCAACACCGCCUCCAUCUAAGAAACGCCGCAGGGUCCCACUUGGCUUGUGUGAGGAAGAAAUUCUGGAAGAACCGUUUUCUGAGCUCCAGAAUACGCCGACACAGGAGCCAGGGGUGCGCUCCUCUGACUUCAGAAGCCCGGAGCUGAAACUGGGGCUAGGUUCUGACUCGCAGUCUCAGCUGAUGUCUUUCCCCAUGCUGUCAAAGCCUGAGGUUAUCAGAACAGAUGACUUUGAGGUUUCUUCCGUGUCCAAGAAGAAGCGGGUUCGUUUCGGUGCACCCCUGUCUCCUGAGUUUUUUGACAAGACCCUUCCUCCCAGCACCCCACUACAGAAAGGAGCCACCCCUGUUCGGCCCCCCUCAUCAACUGGACGCAAAUCACUUCUUAAAACGCCCCAAAGAUUCGACCCACCUCUCCCCCAGCCAGACUUCAACAGCCCAGGACAUAAUGGAGCCUCUCCAGUCCUGUCUGUGUCCAGAAGAUGCAGGUCUAGAGAAGUGGAGAGUGAUGAAGUGUUCCUGGACAAUGAAAAGAUCACUUUCCCCAUUAUGGAAGACGAAUUUGAUAACCCACCAGACGACAGCAAAGACGCUGACUUGGCUGAGGGCCCCGAGCUGACGCUGCACCUUGAACCUCCAGCUGCAGGCACUGAACUCAUGAACACUGGCUUCCGAGAGGAAGAAGAUCUCUUUCCCCCUUUUAUUGCUGAUCAUUCUGUAGCUCUCCCAGCGGAAGUAGAGGCUGAACCUCAGCCUGACCUCAAGCAACCAGAAAGUCAACAAGAACAACAGCCGGCAAGUCCUGCGUCCACGACUGAAGCGCCUCGCUCUCGCGGAAGAAAGAGAAAGCAACCAGCCCAGAGAGAGAACCAGACUGAGACCAAGAGGAGCUCCCGCACAGCUGCAGCCUCUGACAAAGGGAAGAUGAAGCUACCAGUAGAGGACGUGACAGAGAUCAGGAGGAGCUCUCGCACAGCUGCUGAGUCUGCCAAAGGGAAGAUGAAGACGACUGCAGCGAAGAAGCGGUUUGGGAGCAAGGAAGUCGACCGGUCGCUCUACGGGAAGAGAAAUUAUGCGUCCAAAAACCCUUUACUCAGCCCCAUCCCCGAGUCUGCAGCCUCCAGCCUUACAAACACCCCAACACAUCCUCAUCCAGAUGCAAAGUCAGACUCCAGUCAAACUCCAGCUCCCAACAGUCACCAAAGAGAGACAGAUUCCACUGAUGCAACAGCUGAUCUGGUGGCUGCAGCUGCUCGGUGGCGUCAGCGCUUCUUACAGCAGCCCGGCAAGAGCGGUUCUGCCACUGAGGUCGGACACGCAAUUGUUGAAGACGAUUCAGCCAGUGAGUUAGAAGCUGAUCCAGCAUCUGCAGAUGCAUCUGUUAAUACUGCAGCGCACACAGCUGGGGCCAGUUCAGGAACUAAGGCUCGUAGAACCAGACGAAGCUCCAGCAGGCCUGCGGGUCGUCGCCGUAGCGGGAAUACUGUGAGGAUGAAAAGGCUCAGCGGUGCUCAUGAGUCCGAAACAGAGGGAGCAGUAGACGAAGAACAGACCAGAGACACAGCAGGACCUCUGACGGAGUCUGCGAUUGGAGAUCAGAUGAGGCAAGAAAGCACUCAAUCUGAGACUUUGGUCAGGUGUGAAUCCACCCAAGAGGAAGAUAACAGUCACUCAGCUUUGCACCAGGACAAAGAUGAGGAGCCUGAGCCGACGGCCCAAAGGAAGCAGGCUCGGAAAAGCCCUCGUGUAAAAUCUACUGCUGUGACAGAUGUAAUGGAGGAGGAAGAACCAUGUCAGCAUCCAUUAGAGACAAACCAGUCAGGAGAUGAGAGAGCAGAAGGGGAAGGAGGCCGAGAGCUGACCGAAUCGUCACUGGCAGUGGGAGACAGCGAGUUUAGCUCAGUGGAGACUUUGGGAGGCCAAAACGAACCUGUGUUAGAGCCAUGGCAGCAGGCCAAUUUCAAUAUCGAAGACAUCCUGAGGCCCGUGGUUACGAGACAAAGGUCGGUGCGUCGCAGCCUCAGAAACCGCAGGAGCAUGGACGUCCAGGCCAGCGGACUAGCCUGGGUGGAUCACACGUCCCCAGAGCUAAUCACAGCUAACCGCAGGAGGACACGUAGCAGACUGAGCGCCGUGUCCCAACCCCCUACCUUUCUAGACACUGAGGGAGCGCAAGCAAACCAGGGAGAAUAACACAGCCAGGACUUUAAGACAGUUUUAUAACCAUGUGAAAUCUUUUGUAAAGGUAAUUUUUUAAGUGGCUUUUAGCUCAUGAUGGCUGUUAUUUUGAACAGGGAACAACUUGUUCUGCUAAUCAGUAAAUGGCCUGUUCAUUGAAAAAUCAUUUUUCUGGUACAAUAUGCAGUUUACUCGAGUUUUUCUGCUUAUUAAAUCUUCUGUAAAUAUGA
Pygocentrus nattereri (red-bellied piranha) is the source of this 3178-nucleotide messenger RNA. RefSeq names its product cell division cycle associated 2 (gene cdca2). Gene Ontology annotation, cellular component: chromosome; nucleus. The record is from RefSeq and is a predicted model, not a curated record. Gene Ontology annotation, biological process: regulation of chromosome segregation; regulation of mitotic nuclear division. Bases 243 to 2963 code for a protein of 906 amino acids. The transcript is spliced from 14 exons. NCBI's taxonomy places the organism in Eukaryota, Metazoa, Chordata, Actinopteri, Characiformes, Serrasalmidae.